GAGCCUGCGCAGCAAAAGGCCAAGGCCAAGGCAAAAGCCUCGGAUGGUGCCGGGCCGCGCCCGGGUGCUGCGACCGCCUCCGAUGAUGCCGGGCUUCCUGGUGGGUUGGAGGCUCCCCCGGCUGACGACCUCGAGGAGCCCGCUGCGGAGACUGGGGAUGGCAAGGAGAAAGCUGCGGAGGCUGGGGAUGGCCAGGAGAAAGCUGCGGAGGCUGCGGAUGGCAAGGAGAAGCCGGCUCCGAAGGCUCCUAAGGUUGCCGGCAAAGCGUCGGGCUCGAACUUCGCAGGGCGAACGCCACCGAAUACCCCGCCCUACUCCACCCGCUUCCAGUGCUGCAAAAAAACCUGGGUCGAGAAGAUUCAUCCGCAGAUCAAGCCCGGACACUAUCAAAAGUCCCAGGUGCACUGGUGGAAGUAUGUGCUCGCGAACAUGGACCUGGCGGUCUGUGUCACGGAGCAAGAAAUCCAGACCCGCGUGGACGAGCUCGUGGGUCUCUACGUUGUGCCAUAUGAGCAAAAGCUGCACACAGGGCCGUAG
Messenger RNA from Symbiodinium necroappetens, 537 nucleotides. The record is from the annotation of a GenBank genome assembly. NCBI's taxonomy places the organism in Eukaryota, Dinophyceae, Suessiales, Symbiodiniaceae.